This is a messenger RNA of Lates calcarifer (barramundi perch), 2533 nucleotides long. It is a transcript of the gene chrnb5a, whose product is annotated as cholinergic receptor, nicotinic, beta 5a. The record is from RefSeq and is a predicted model, not a curated record. Gene Ontology annotation, biological process: nervous system process; signal transduction; monoatomic ion transmembrane transport. Lineage: Eukaryota; Metazoa; Chordata; Actinopteri; Centropomidae. Bases 793 to 2319 code for a protein of 508 amino acids. Gene Ontology annotation, molecular function: transmembrane signaling receptor activity; acetylcholine-gated monoatomic cation-selective channel activity. Gene Ontology annotation, cellular component: neuron projection; postsynaptic membrane; synapse. The transcript is spliced from 8 exons.
UGCAUCGGACUGGCAGCUGAACAUCGGUCCAAGCCGUGACGUGAAUCUUUUCCACUCAAGGAGCUCAAGCAGACACACACACACACACACACACACCCCUCCCCUCCACAACACCCCUUCUCCUCCUCCUGCUUCCCUCUGUGGCUUCUCCUCCGAGCUCCAUGAGUUUGAUGGAAAAUUGUUCCUGGCUUCUUUGCGGACUUUAACUGGCAGUAGUUACAGACAUCAUGCGUCCCAGCGGUUUGCCCUGCACUUUGAUCUGCGCUCAUUUCUUAAUGCACUAGAACUUGUCUGCGUCUCGUCAGAAGGGAGCGAACUUAGCGCAGGUGAGAGCUGGUGGCUUAAAUCGCCGAAGAAGAAGAAGUUGCUGAACGCGGAUUUUGUUUGAACGCAGACAGCAACCACCUUGCGCUCAUUUGACUGUUGGAUUUGGAUCGAGAGCGGUUUAAAUGUCACCGGGCAGCGCAGCUCUUGUAAUAGUAGGAACAAAAGCGACCAUCAUGUUGUCUCUGGUAAAUAAACAUUUCUUACAAAUAACCUCUUUAAUGUAUUAGACAAAGUUUCCGCGUGAAUCUUUUGCGCUGCAACAGCCGGAGCAGGUGUGUGUGUGUGUGUGUUUGUUUGUAUGUGUGUGUGUGUGUGCGCGCGCGGCGUCCAGCGGACAACACAAGUGGGACGAAAUAAGGAUUUGUUACUGUAGCACGACGGGAUACAAACACAGAACGUUUCUUCUCCUCUGGAGGAGAACCUGAAAAAAGUUUCAGGUUUUGUGUUCGCGGAAGAAGAAAGGAGAUGACACCCAACGCUCUCCUCCUGCUCUUCAUUCUCUCUCUCACAAGCAGCAGGGCAGAGAAUGCUGAGGAGCGGCUGGUGAACUACCUGUUGGGUCCAGAGCGCUACAAUAAACUGAUCAGACCAGCUGUCAAUAAGAGUCAGCAGGUCACCAUCUCCAUACAGGUGUCUCUGUCUCAGCUCAUCAGUGUAAAUGAGAGAGAGCAGAUAAUGACGACCAACUUAUGGCUGUUUCAGGAAUGGAAUGACUACAGGCUGAGAUGGGACCCAGAAAAGUAUGAAGGCAUCAAGAAACUACGAAUACCAUCCAAACACAUCUGGCUUCCUGACAUAGUGCUCUACAACAAUGCUGAUGGUGUCUAUGAGGUUUCCUUCUAUUGCAACGCUGUAGUCUCCAACACAGGGGACAUUUUUUGGCUCCCCCCAGCAAUCUACAAGUCAGCCUGUGCCAUUGAGGUGCAGAACUUCCCCUUUGACCAGCAGAACUGCACACUCAAGUUCCGCUCCUGGACCUAUGACCAUACAGAGGUGGACCUAAUCCUUACCAGCGACUUUGCCAGUCGCGAUGACUUCACACCCAGUGGAGAGUGGGACAUCGUGUCACUCCCAGCACGCAAAAACGAAGACCCCAAUGACAUCACCUACCUGGAUAUCACCUACGAUUUUGUGAUCAAGAGGAAGCCGCUUUUUUAUACCAUUAACCUGAUCAUUCCGUGUGUUCUGAUCACGUCACUGGCCAUCCUGGUUUUCUACCUGCCGUCUGACUGUGGGGAGAAGAUGACGCUGUGUAUCUCAGUGCUGCUGGCCCUCACUGUGUUCCUGCUGCUGAUAUCAAAGAUAGUGCCACCCACAUCUCUUGCAGUGCCACUCAUCGGUAAAUACCUGAUGUUCACAAUGGUUCUGGUCACUUUCUCCAUUGUAAGCACUGUCUGCGUCCUCAAUGUGCACCACCGCUCCCCGUCCACCCACCACAUGCCUGACUGGGUCAAACGCCUCUUCUUAGUCCAACUGCCCACCUUCCUCCUCAUGAGGCGCCCGGGCUCUUCCAACGUCCGAGAUAAACUCCGCCGGAAGUAUGCCAACCAGAGUACUGUCGGGAAAAACAGUUCCCAGAGCUACACAGACAAGAGGCAGUACUCCAACAUCAGGCUUGGUGGGAUACGAACAGACACUGACUCCUUCUAUGUGAAUGAGGACUUGGCCCACAAGUUUUGCUGGAAGGUGGGCGAUAUCCCAGAUGGGGGUGGUGGAUUUUCGGACUUCCGGAGGCCUUUGGCUGUUCAGUGGGAUGCAGAUCUGGAGGAAGCAGUGGAUGGAGUGAGAUACAUCGCUGAACAUAUGAAGACAGAAGACGAUGAUGAAGGGAUCAUAGAAGACUGGAAAUAUGUGGCCAUGGUGAUAGACCGUCUGUUCUUGUGGAUCUUCAUCCUGGUGUGUGUGGUGGGAACACUGGGGCUCUUCAUGCAGCCGCUGUUUCAAAGCUAUAACACACCCACUGCUGAUGACGCUGACAUGCUAAUCAACUAGCCCUGGCCAGCUCACUGUGGCAUCAGGCCUGACCUGGAGAAGAAGCGCUGUUCAGAGGGUGUACUCUAACAUCUUGUAUUGUUAAUGUAAUGAUGACUGAAGCCUUGAACAAUUCUCUUCAUUUCAAACAAAACCAACUGGAUGAAACAUCAAACUUGAUAUCCCUGGACCUAUCUACUGUAAAGCCAGGUGUUAAGUCAAUCAGUUUUAAUGA